AAAACGACUUAGUAAAGUAAAUAAAAAAUGAACUUUUCUUUGCUAAUAGAAUUUAAACAAUUUCUAAUGUACCCAAAGUAACAGUGUGGAUAUGUUUACUGUAAUGAAAACGUGUAUUUGUAAAUAUUUUACUUGAUAAACAGACCAAAAAAAAUGAUUGUGUUCGUUCAAUGGAUUUAUCUUCAUCUGAAAGUCAAAGACUUAACUCUUUACACUCUUACGUGCGCGACACGUUAAACUAAAACCCAACACCCCGUCUGUGAUGGAGGACUCACCCACGUCAACAAUGGACACGCCCACAACCAUGGACCUCCUGGACGUCAACAUCAGCUCCCAAGACAACGCCAGCAACGUGACCUUGUACCCGUUGUUCAAACAGGAUCUUCCCAUGAUCCUUAUCCAGGUCACGAUGAACGGCGUGGUGGUCAUUCUCUCCGUGCUGGGCAACCUCUCGGUGCUGUGUGUCGUCAUCAAGGACAGCCGCUUCCAUUCGGCGACCUACUUUUUCAUCGCCAACCUGGCCGUGGCUGACCUACUUAUGGCGGUCGUCUGCCAGCCCAUUACGGUGGUUUCCAACAUCGUCAACGGUUGGCUGUUUGGUGCUUUCAUGUGUAAGGCGGUGCCGUACCUGCAAGGGGUCUCUGUGAGUGCUUCCGUCAACACCUUGGUAGUCAUAGCAGUGGACAGAUACAUGGCCAUCUGUCACGUGAUGCGACAACGGAACACCAAGCGCAUGGCCCGCGUGAUCCUCGUGCUGAUCUGGGCCAUCUCCCUGGCCCUCAUGACCCCCUGGGCCGUCUACUACACCCACGACUUCUACGCCAACGGCCCACAGACCAUCCCGAUCUGCGUCGAGGCAUUCCCUCACGAAUCCUACAAAAAAGCGUUCUUUCUUGGCGUCAUAUUUCUCAUGUGUUACUCCUUACCCCUGCUUCUCAUCGGGGCGUGUUACUUCUUGAUCGGAUACCGGGUCUGGAAUCGCGACGCCCCUGGGAUCACCUCCAGCAAAGGCGUCAUCGAGAAGUCCAAAGUCCGCGUCGUCAAGAUGCUGGUGGUGGUCGUCUUGCUGUUCAUGUUCUCCUGGAUGCCGCUGUACAUCCUCCGGCUGACCCAGGACUACGGUGACUUCGACGUCACGCACAGCGAGCGGGUCAACCGCUUGAUCGCGCCGUUCGCGCAGUGGAUCGCGACCUCGAACAGCUGCAUGAACCCUCUGGUGUACUGUCUGUUCAGCCAGAAGAUCCGCCGGCGGAUCCGAGCCAUGCUCUGCUGCACCAAACCGGAAGCCAGGAGCCUGUACUCGACACGCUCCACCUACAACAGCGCCUUGCAGCAUAGCACCAGCACCCGAGACUCGCUCAUGCUCGACAACUGCGUCAACGGGAACGGCGGGCACUUCUGCGGAACCGGAAGCCUGUACCACCAUCGGCCGUCGCGACAGGACAGCAAGACGAUACGCUGGAACAAUGUCAGGUCGACCCACGUCUGAGUUAUAUUCUAGUCACGUGAUUUUUGAACAAGGAUUGUAUUGUUCUAGUUUUUGAACUCUGAUCUAGUCAGUAUAAAUCAGGUGGCCUGAAUAAUAUUCAGAUUUUAAGAAAGAAAGGAAAAAAGCGAAACAGGAUAACACAGGAGCGUUAUCGCUUCUAUUUGAACCAAACACUUAAUCCUGGAUUAACCCCUGCAUCACUGCCAAUUUCUGUGCUUCGUUUUUCUAUGGAUAAUAAAAAAAAAAUCCUAUGGUUAAAAAAAAUGAAGGAAAACAAAAAUACACGUUAAUCCUUUAUAUUUUAAUCUCGUUUUUUUACUUGAAAAAUAAAUAUUGUUUUGUAUGUUCAAUCGCUUCAAUUAUGUACAAACAUAUUUUAAAAUUCCUACAUAUAAAAAAAAAAGAAUCGACUACCAUUUCUAUUGUGUAUUGUUCUAUAUACGGAUGUCUGGUAAAGUUCAAGCGCUUUUAAACAAAUUUAAACAACAACGCGUUC
Molecule: messenger RNA, 1985 nt
Organism: Physella acuta
Lineage: Eukaryota; Metazoa; Mollusca; Gastropoda; Physidae
Product: neuropeptide SIFamide receptor-like
Biological process (GO): G protein-coupled receptor signaling pathway
Cellular component (GO): plasma membrane
Molecular function (GO): neuropeptide Y receptor activity
Source: RefSeq, a predicted model, not a curated record